GAGAAAAAAAGAACAAACAGCACAAAGAAAAAAAAAAGAUAGCAGCAACGUUAGCAGCCCAAAAACAAAAAACAAAAGGAUCAGCUGAGGUUUUUUCCCCAGGAUAGCAGCCGCACCGCACCAUCCAUUCUUUCCUUUCAUUUUUUCUGAAGUUAGCAGCAGCAGCACCAUUUUUUCAGUCUUUUCUGUAACAAGCAAGCAGCUACUUUUUCCUUUACAAUCAGCCGCUAAAAUCAAGUGGCAAGCACCAGCAAUUUCUUUCUCUCCCUUAAGGAAUAACGUAGCAGCAGCCAAGAGAGGAUAACCAAGCUCCUAAACAUCACUUUUCUUUCAAUUGCUUCCAAUAAAGUUUAGAUUCCAAGUUAUGGUUGUAAGUUUCAGGUUAACGAUUAGUGACCUACACAUGCUCAAGGAGUUAGGGUCUCUCGGGACAGAAACGUGGUAGCAGGAAAGGAAGAUUUUAUGCAGAUUCAGACAGAUUCUGGGUAAUCAUCCUACUACAGGAGGGAAGAAGCAAUUAAAUGCCCAACACUCUCAUCGGUUUCAGUUUGAUGGGCUGAGAUUUCAGCAUUUUUGUGACAGAUGAUGCCAAUACCAGUACUGUGUUCUGCCACCAGAAGCCCAGUACAUGCAGCCCAAAUUAUGGUAGCUCUUACCACACAUAUUCAAGAGUAGAGGGACUUUCAUUUGCAUUACCAGGAACAAGUGUGCAGAAUUUAUGCAUCCAGGAGAGCAAUUCAUUCUUAAGAUCAUGAUUCUAGGCGCAAUGUCUGUACAUCUCACCACGAGAGACCGAGGAGAUAGUAGAUGCAGAGAGUUAAAGUUAUUCUAGAAGUUAUUCACCGCCGUUUGGCUUGUAUGCUCUUGCGAUUUCUCCCAUAGGCGCCAUCAAUAGCAGCUCUCCAGAUCGAAGCUUCCCAGGCCAUCGGCGAAAUCAAUAGUAGCUCUCCAAAUCCAAGCUGCUGCAGGUUCCUCCAAAGAUUACAGAAAUAAGGAUCUGGAAGAAGAAGGAGAGAAGAGGAGGAAAAAGAACGAAGAAGAAGAAAGAGGAAGAAAGGAGAAAGGAAGAAGAAGGGAAAGAGGAAGAAGAGAUUACCUGGUGCGCUCUUUCGGACCGGAUUAUGCAGCAAUGUAAUCGUCGAUGGUACUCUGCUGGUUAAGUACUGCAGCGAUAAUCAUUAAGGGUAUUUUUGUCUAAUUAGGUAAUUUGUAGUCCUAGUUUUGCAAAUUAAACAUAGGAGUCCUAGUUUUGCAUUUGUUCCAAGUUUUAGUCUUAUUACGGCAAUUCUCUCUAAUUUUAAUUAUGGGUAGCUAAUCCCAUAUAGUGUUUGAAUUGGGGCUAGGGUUCAUGGGUUCUUGAGGGUGUGAAAUUUAGUUCUUUAAAAUUCAAUUUUUUUUUUUGGAAAAUUGUACAAGAUUAAUAUUAAUUAUCUAUAUGAAUUUGAUCACCUCACAUAUGAAUACUUGGAUUUAAUUCAAUUCUUGUCUAUGAGAAAUUGAGUUAAAUUAGCUCAGAUCUUAUACAAGCAAUCUGAUCUUAGAAAUAAGUUAGAAUUGUGAAAAUUUGAUAAAAUUCUUGUCUAUGAGAAUUUAUUUCAUUUUCUAUCCAGGAAUAUUUGAAAAUUAAUUUACUAAAUUUUAAUCCUGAAAGAACACCUAGAACCCGAACCAUCCAAUUUGAACCCUGUUUUAAUAUCUAGAAUCAAUUUACUUAAUUUUCUUUCUCUAUUUAUUUUUGCACUCGCUGUUAGUUAGUCUUUUUUUUAAACCACCCAAAAAGAAUUUAUUCGGAAAGAUUAUCAUGACUUGUGCUAGCCUGUGAUCACGGAUCGUAUUUAAAACUUCUUUUUUGCCACUCCUUGAGAGACGAUACUCGUGGUCUGGUUAUCCUUCUUAUUAGCCAACUACGUUUUACUCACUAAAAAAUACACCGAUUAAAUGGCGCCGUUGCCGGGGAGUGGCACAGUUGUGUGUUAAGUACUUUAUGUGGAAUAGGUAAAAGCAAGUCGGUGAGACUUUCUAUAUUUUUUCCCGUUAUUUGUUUGUCGUUUUUGGUGUUCUUUGCGUGUGAACUAAGCUGCAGGAACCAGUGUAUGCGCACUCGCUCCUCGGGGGAACAAGAUCUAAUUGCAGGGUAUUCUAAUCCUGAACGCUUAUUCCGAGGAAGAGCUAAAAGGCGUUUACUAGAAGACUUGGAGAAAAUUGCUAAUCAGACAACUCUAGAGACGUUGACGCCUAAUUAUGUGGCGAGAAAUAGCAUUGGUGCACCCACCAUUGAGGCCAACAAUUUUGAAAUCAAGACAACCAUGAUUCAGAUGCUUGCUAAUAAUCCAUUCUGUGGAUACACUCAUGAAGAUCUGUUGGUCCCAAAUUUCAGGAUGAAUGAACAGCUAUGAACUAUCUACAAUAAUAUAGAGAAGGAUUCUUAAUAAUGAUCGAGAGAUAAUCUGAACAGAAGAAAUCCUUACGCUAUACUAUCGA
Messenger RNA from Cuscuta epithymum, 2481 nucleotides. The record is from the annotation of a GenBank genome assembly. Lineage: Eukaryota; Viridiplantae; Streptophyta; Magnoliopsida; Solanales; Convolvulaceae.